This is a messenger RNA of Sordaria macrospora k-hell, 2151 nucleotides long. The record is from RefSeq and is a predicted model, not a curated record. Lineage: Eukaryota; Fungi; Ascomycota; Sordariomycetes; Sordariales; Sordariaceae.
AUGUCCGAGUGCCCCGUCCGCAAGUCCAACGUCGGUGGUGGUGGCACCAGGAAUAACGACUGGUGGCCCGAACAGCUCAAGCUCAACAUCCUCCGCCAACACACCCCUGUCACCAACCCGCUCGACAAAGACUUUGACUAUGCCGCUGCCUUCAAGAGCCUCGACUAUGAAGGCCUCAAGAAGGAUCUCACCAGCCUCAUGACCGACUCCAAGGACUGGUGGCCUGCUGAUUUCGGUCACUAUGGCGGUCUCUUCAUCCGCAUGGCAUGGCACAGCGCCGGCACCUACCGUGUCAUGGAUGGCCGUGGAGGCGGUGGUGAGGGCCAGCAGCGCUUUGCUCCUCUCAACAGCUGGCCCGACAACGUUUCUCUCGACAAGGCCCGUCGUCUCCUGUGGCCCAUCAAGCAGAAGUACGGCAACAAGAUCUCGUGGGCCGACUUGCUCCUCCUUACUGGCAACGUGGCUCUCGAGUCCAUGGGCUUCAAGACCUUUGGAUUUGCUGGUGGCCGUCCCGACACCUGGGAGGCUGACGAGUCCACAUACUGGGGUUCCGAGACUACAUGGCUAGGCAACGAGGACCGUUACGCCGAGGGUCAAGAAGGCCCCAAGGGACAUGGCCCUGACGGCAUUCCCGAUCCCGUUGCCUCGGCCAAGGAUAUUCGUGUCACCUUUGGUCGCAUGGCUAUGAACGACGAAGAGACUGUCGCUCUGAUCGCUGGUGGUCACACUUUUGGCAAGACCCACGGUGCCGGUCCUACUCAUCACGUCGGCAAGGAGCCAGAGGCAGCCCCCAUCGAGCAACAAGGUCUCGGCUGGGCCAACAGCUUUGGUCAGGGCAAGGGUCCCGACACCAUCACCAGUGGUCUCGAGGUCACUUGGACACCAACCCCUACCAAGUGGGGCAUGGGCUAUCUCGAGUACCUCUACAAGUUUGAGUGGGAGCAGACAAAGAGCCCUGCUGGUGCCAACCAGUGGGUGGCCAAGAACGCUGAGCCCAGCAUCCCGGAUGCCUAUGACCCCAACAAGAAGAAGCUCCCAACUAUGUUGACGACCGAUCUGGCCCUGCGCAUGGAUCCCGCCUAUGAUAAGAUCUGCCGCGACUUCCUUGCGAACCCAAACAAGUUCGCCGAUGCUUUUGCCCGCGCUUGGUUCAAGCUUCUUCACCGUGACAUGGGCCCGCGUACUCGCUGGAUUGGUCCCGAGGUCCCCUCUGAGGUUCUCCCAUGGGAAGACUACAUUCCUCCCGUAGACUACCAGGUCAUUGACGAUAACGACAUCAAGUUGUUGAAGAAGGAGAUUUUGGCUACCGGUGUUGCUCCCAAGAAGCUGAUCUUCGUUGCCUGGUCCUCGGCCUCGACCUUCCGUGGCUCCGAUAAGCGCGGUGGUGCCAACGGUGCCCGUAUCCGUCUUGCUCCUCAAAACGAGUGGAAGGUGAAUGAUCCUGCUACGCUGCGCGAGGUCCUUUCUGCUCUCGAGUCAAUCCAGCAAAAGUUCAAUAACAGUUCGAGCGGCAAGAAGGUCUCGUUGGCUGAUCUCAUCGUUCUCGGUGGUGUCGCCGCCCUUGAGCAGGCUUCUGGCCUGGUGGUUCCCUUUACCCCAGGCCGCAACGACGCCACUCAGGAACAGACGGAUGUGCACUCUUUCGGUCAUCUCGAGCCUUAUGCCGACGGCUUCCGCAGCUACGGCAAGGGUACCGAGCGCGUACGCACUGAGCAGUUCCUCAUUGACCGUGCCUCGCUGCUCACCCUCUCGGCGCCCGAGUUCACUGCCCUCAUUGGUGGUCUUCGCGUGCUAGAGGCCAACUAUGAUGGCGGAUCCCAUGGUGUUUUGACCAAGACUCCCGGCAAGCUUACCAACGACUUUUUUGUCAACUUGUUGGACACCAACACGGCAUGGAAGAAGGCGGAUAAUGAGGGUGAGUUGUUCAUCGGCUAUGACCGCAAGACCCAUGAUAAGAAGUGGACUGCCACCAGGGCCGAUCUCAUCUUUGGAUCCCACGCUGAACUUCGCGCGCUUGCGGAGGUGUAUGCUUCAGUGGAUGGCGAGGAUAAGUUUAAGCGCGACUUUGUGGCAGCUUGGCACAAGGUGAUGAACCUGGAUCGAUUCGACCUCAGGCAGGAGGGCCGGGGCCAGAACACGCCCAAGCUUUAG